Cryptomeria japonica (Japanese cedar) is the source of this 5673-nucleotide messenger RNA. RefSeq lists its product as uncharacterized. The coding region runs from base 578 to 4945 and encodes 1455 amino acids. NCBI's taxonomy places the organism in Eukaryota, Viridiplantae, Streptophyta, Pinopsida, Cupressales, Cupressaceae. Gene Ontology annotation, cellular component: nucleus. The transcript is spliced from 3 exons. The record is from RefSeq and is a predicted model, not a curated record.
AGCUGGGAGGCCGGAUAGGGAGCUGCAGAUGAUGAUGCAUGAAUGGCCAGUGUAGGAAAAGGACUGAAAUUGACUGGGGGAAAUAAUAAAAUGGUGACAACUUUAAGGAGGUCAAUCGAAAUCCGGGUCCCUCAAAAAGAGGAGGAAGGGGAAAAGAGAGAAUUUUUCUUUUCGUGGUCUUUUGUUUUUGUUUGUUGGGUGAGUGCAUUGCAUUAUGGCUGGACAAUUGAUGAUCAAGGCAUGAGAUUCUUCGUCUGGGGUGUGUAGUGGUUGGAAGUAGGGAAAAAGGCCAAAUGCAUUAGUCAGAAGAAUGAAAUUGCGAAUUUGGGGUCAUUGAGAUUGGAGAGGAGGGGAUUCCGUUCCCUUUUGUAGGAGCAAGGCAAACUUUUCUCCUCUUUUUGGGUUUGGGAUGUCUGAGAGGCUUUUGAGGGAUGAGUUUUAGAUCAGAGGGUGUUUUUGGAACAGCACAGAGGCGGAUAUCUGGAGUAGCAGCAUUCGGAGUCAAGGCUUAUAGCAUGAUACUGGGAUCUAGAAUUGCCAAAUUUGUACUCGGUGAAGCUAAGGAAGAGAACCUGAAAUGCAGUCAUCUGUGCAAACUGGAGGGCGCUCAGCAAGCCCUUUAAGCAGGUCGAAGUCCAACCCCGAACAUCCUCCAAGUCCUGCAUACUCUGCAUCUGGGAGAACCAAGAAAAGAGACAGGAGUGACAAGAGUGUUGAUUCAUCCAAAAAAAAGCGUUCAGCAGAGCCUCCAGAAAUCGGCAGCCUUGUUGACAAGGAUGGGGGUCUUCUCAACUUUUCUGCUGUUGAUGGGUUGUACUUGCUUAUGCUACAAGAUCUGAAUAAAAGCUCCAGGAAGUUGAAAGACAUUGCACUGAGGAGAACCUCUCUUGCGGCUGUGAUUAGUUCUACAGUUAGGGAUGAUUGUUUAAAGAAAUUUGUCGACCUGGGUGGGUUAUCUUUAUUGAAUAACUGGCUCCAAGAUGCCCACAAGGGAAAACUUGGAGACGGUGUUUUCUCAGAAGAAAACGAUAGGACCAUAGAUGAUUUGAUUUUGACCCUGCUUCAGGCUUUGGAGAAGCUGCCUGUGGACUUGGAUGCGUUGAAAACCUCCAAUGCUGGUAAAUCGGUGAAGAAUUUAAGAAGUCACGCAGACUCGAAGAUUCACAGGAAGGCCAAAAAAUUGGUGGACGCUUGGAAGAGAAGAGUAAACGCAGAAAUGAAGCAAUCAGAAGAAGCUAAGACUGGAUCCAAGCACGAUGUUUGUCGCCCCUACAAGCCCAUAAUACCAAAGGAUUCACCCAGUGCCAUAAAGAAUGGAGGGUCUUUGGAUGCAAAUUUGAGAAGCUCCGGGGCUUUUGGUAACGUUGUAAAAAAUACCACCACUACCAACAGUUCGAGCAUGGGAGAGGCCGCGAUGUACUUGAAAAAAGGCGGGGCAGCUCUUUCCACCAGCGGAGGAGCCUCAAACAAAGAAAGUCCUUCUAGGAUGCAAUUAAGUAACAGCCCACCUGGAGAAGCUGAUGGUGUGUCUGUUCCUGACGAGAGGAGCAGCAAUUCCAACCAGCCAUUAAAUAAUGGUGUUCUGUGGUCAACUGCACCUAUGAAAAAUGCAGUAACCAACUGGAAAGAAGAUUCAAAAGGUUCCGUCGGUAAUGCUGGAACCACGAAGGGAGGAAAUUCAAGGUCCCAUAUAACUAGUAAAGGAGUAAAUGCUGGGUCUAAGGAAGCUGGGAUAGGGAAGUCACUUCCUAGAAGCGCCAGUGCAGGCACAGACAAGAAAACUGUUGUACCUGCCUGUGAAAAAAUAUCAAAUGAGUCCAUGAAGGUUGAAGCAGGUGGGAACAAUCAAAGACUCAUUUUGAGGAUUCCCAAUAAUGCUAGAAGCUCUCUUAGCAGUUCUUUUGCAGAUGCGGCAGUACCCUCUAGCAAAGAUUCAUCUUCAAACGUUGCAGAAAGGAAUCUGGAAUUGAAAGACAGAAAGAGUAGGUUGCAGAAUGCUCCUCUAGAGAACGCCAAUAUGAAAACUUCAUCUUCCAGACAUGAUGAUGUUGAAAAGCAUGCAGAUGUGCCCAAAAGAAGAAAUGAAAUGGAUUGUCACUCAUCUGAAUCUUACAUGUCAUUUAGUUCCACCGAAUGUUGCACUCUUGAUUAUAAGAAAAGCCACCAAUUUCAAGAAGGCCAGCAAGCAAAUGAAAUGACUCAUGAGUCUUCGAAGAAUAAUGGUUCGAGAUCAAAUGGAUGUGGGACUGAGGAUAUUAAUGCGGGGAUUAGUCUCCUAGCCUCUAUUGCUGCAGAUGAAAACCUGAGGAUUGAGGCAAAUGCUGCUUUAACAGCCUUUGAGGAACAAAGGAAUGCCAAAGAUUCUGAAAAUCAGCAUCAGGGCGCAAGGACAGCUUGCUUGACUGAUUCAGAAAAUUCACCUAUGAGUGGUAUCACUGAAAACUCUGGGAGAAUUGAAGUAGCUCCAGAUGCUGAUGCAAAGGAUGCUCAGGGGAAUUGUGAUUAUCUCAAACCAGGCUCUGGUGAAGGCGCCCCAAAUUUGGGAAUUUCUGCUGGAGCACUUGAUACUGACUUUGGGCACUCAGACGAAAAUGUGAAAACAAGUGAAGGAAACUCCUCUGAGACGAAACCCUCUGGAGGGAAAUCUGAAGGAACUUGUUGCUUGCCUAGUGAAACGAGACCUAGAUCUCCGUCAGGCAGAUCAUUAGACGAUAGUAGAAGCUAUGAAAAUGAAGUUACGUUGCAUGUGACAAAAGAUUUCAGUGCCCCCGAGGGCAAUGGGGUUGAGGAGAAGGAAACACCAUUGCAUGCCAAGAGCGGUGCUGCCUUCUUGGUUGAUGCUUCUUCUGCUGGUGAAAAGAAAAAUUGUGCUAACAGCACUCCAAAGGAGUCUGCAUAUGAGAUCCCUGGCGAAGAUGCAAUUGAAGUAGCAAUGCAGGUGGCAAAGGAAGCAACAAUGCAGGUGGUAACGGAAGUGAAGGAAGAAAUGGAGAAUUACGUGAAAGUCUCUCUUGAGAGUGAUGAUAAAAUGGCAACAAGCUUGGGGCAGAAGAAGGCUGUGCCAUUAACAGACAAUCCAGUCUCUGAAAGGCAUACAUGUGAAUCUAUAGAUCAGAAGAAUGAUGACAAAGAUGAUGCUGGUGAUAAAAAAAGCUACAUAGGAGUGAAAGAGGAAAAGAUGAAUUAUUCUGAAGACAAAGAAGCAGAACAGACAUGUACUUAUACGUCAUUUGAGGGCAGACCAAUUAAAAAUUUGGGCACUGAAGAUUUGGAUGAGAGGCUACGAGAAUCAAGUUCAUCGAAUGAAUCUAAAAAGCCUAUGCAUACUGUACAGCUGCAAAAUUCAUCUUUCUUCACUGCUGUUGAACCAAAAGAAACUGUGAAGGCUGAAUUAUCUUCUUAUUUGGAGGCACCGGGAAAGCUUCGCUUUGACUUGAACGAAGGAAUUCAUUUAGAGGAGAGUCCACACGAAACAGUCACUGCAGUUUCUUAUCCCAUUGCUUCUAUUCCUAUAACACCAGUUGCUUUUCAUCCUGUCAAUUCUUCUAGCUUGAGUGGCAUUAUUCCACCUCCGAGUGUGCUUCAGGGAAAAGGUGAGCUGGGUUGGAAAGGUUCUGCUGCAACAAGUGCUUUUCGCCCAGCUGAGCCCCGAAAGAUCCAAGAGAGCUGCCAAAAUGCAACUGAAAGCACCACGGCUCAUGUGCCAUCUGCAUCAAUUUCCAAACCAGCUCGGCCUUUGUUUGAUUUUGAUCUCAACAUUGCAGAGGAAGAGCCGAUAGAUGAGGCCAUUAAACCUAACCAAACAACACAGAAUUCAUCAAGUUCAAGGCUUGACCUUGAUCUCAACCGCCUUGAUGAGAGUGAAGAAAACGGAGCAGUUUUGGCUUCAGAAUUAGUAAAUACUGAGGGGCAUAGUUCAGCUAAAAUAAGCAAGACCAUUAAACAUGACUUUGACUUGAAUGCUGUGCUAGGUAUGGAUGAUACAGCCACAGCUGAUCAUGCUGAUCCACGCAGGAAUCCAUGGGCUUCUGGCUAUGGAAGUGUAUUACCUUUCACCGGUUUCAAAACGGGCAGUGACAUGGUCAGUUUACAUCCACCUUGGAAUCAACUUGGCAGCACAUUUACUUCGCCUCCUAUACCGGCUUUAGGACAAGUGAGGCAAGAUACUCCUUUUUCAGCAUCCAUGUCACCUACUUUUUUCAAUGUAGGACAAGGUCAGAGCAUUCCUCCGUUCCACCCUGAGAUGUGCAGGCCAUCGGCUGAGCCUCUCUCGUCGACUGCCUCAGCCCUUCCUUACCCAAUCCCACACUCAUCUACUUUUCAAUAUGCUCAAUAUAACGUUGGAUUUACUUCUGCACCCUUUUCAGCUCCAGCAUCUUUCUUGGAUUCAUCAGGUUCUGCUUCAUAUGCUCCAAUGGCUCCUCCAUUUCUGACGUCUGGUGCAAUCCAUGCAUCCCCUUCCAGACCAGGAUUUUCUGAAAUUGGAGCUGCAGUGAGCAGCAAUGGCAUCUGGCCUAGACCAAGCUUAGAUUUGAAUGCAGGCCCUAGUUUUGAUUUGAAUUCAGGGCCAGAGCAUACUGAUGCAGAUGUUCGAGAAGAUAGAACUGCCAUGCGGCAGGCACCUGUUUUCCCUAAUACAUUUCCUUUCGAACAGAAAAUCAGAGUUCUACGGCAGUCAGUAGACCCAUCCGACUCUCAGAAGAGGAAGGAGCCUGAAGCAGCAUGGGAUUUAUAUAGAACUGAAGCAGUAACAGAUCUCACAGAUGUAAAUGCCAGAGAUGAGAGGGUCACAUUGAGGCAGAUGCCUGUUUUUGGGAAUCCCUUUUCCAUUGAUGAGCAGCAUUUCAGAACCUUACGCCAACCAGAACCAGUAGAAUCUUUGAAGAGAAAGGAGCCUGAAGGAGGCUGGGAUUACAGAGCUGUGAAGCAACCAACGUGGAGAUAGAUGGCUGCUUAUUUAUGUUCAAGGGUCUUGUUAUUCUUGAUGCUUGCCUUACCUGGAACAGCCCAAUGGCCCCCCCUGCAUUUUGGCAACAUUGUACAGUUAACUAUUCACAUUUGCAACAAAAGUAACAUACUGCUCAUGGCAUGGAUGAUUGGACCUCAUCUAAUCAGCUCUUCAAUUUUGGUUGCUUUGGAGGCAUUGAAAGUUUUUUGGAUGAAGAUCAGCAAUAACCAGUAGUUAGGGCAAAAGCUGUCUGGAAGCUCUUACUUUCAAGGCUUCUCCUUGAAUCUCUUUUUGUUUUUGCAUGUGCUUUGAGGUUCGCAUGCCUUAUUGUACCCUCUCCCUUGACCGUAUUUAUGAAUCAUUAUUUGAAAUGUAUAUGAAAAAUACCAUGUAGGUUCUACAUGCCAUUUUGAAGGCUUAUAGCCUUCUUUGUUUUAUAAUGCUGGUGUGAGAACUGUGGGUUCAGACUUAUCGUGGUUUCAUAAAAAUUAACAAGUGGUGGCAGCAGUUCUUUCAUUUUUGGUAUGAUUUAGAUUUAUUCUGGUAUCAUUAUUUUGGUCGAGAAACAAUGCCAGAACCAGAUCUUAAUUCUUUCGAGUGAUAAAUGAAUUCACAACAAUUUACAAUUUGUAACAGUAUCAAAACAUGGAAGAACUGAGGUUGACUAUUAUGUUAUUCCCUCAAGAUUCUAAUAUAGAACUGUGGCAUAUAACAUUUUUAGCAGA